Laccaria bicolor S238N-H82 is the source of this 354-nucleotide messenger RNA. RefSeq lists its product as uncharacterized. Bases 1 to 354 code for a protein of 117 amino acids. Gene Ontology annotation, biological process: adenylate cyclase-modulating G protein-coupled receptor signaling pathway. Gene Ontology annotation, cellular component: heterotrimeric G-protein complex. The transcript has a single exon. Lineage: Eukaryota; Fungi; Basidiomycota; Agaricomycetes; Agaricales; Hydnangiaceae. Gene Ontology annotation, molecular function: G protein-coupled receptor binding; G-protein beta/gamma-subunit complex binding; GTPase activity. The record is from RefSeq and is a predicted model, not a curated record.
AUGGAGACGGAGGCAGAGCGUACGUCCCGUCUGUAUGCAGAAGCCGAGGCGAAACGGAUUUCUGAGCAAAUCGACGACGACCUGCGGGAGGAGAGGGAGCGAUUGAAGAAGAAGAAGGGCGACGUCAAAGUCAGUGCGCUUUACAAUUAUGCGCCGCAUAUACUCAUCCUGCGCUGCAAGCUUCUUCUCCUUGGUCAAGCCGAGAGCGGGAAAUCGACGCUGCAGAAACAGUUCCAGCUCAUGUAUAAACCCACUUCGAUGGAUCAAGAACGCGCAUCUUGGACAGCGGUCAUCUACUUCAACGUCGCUCAUUCAUUAAAACACAUCCUAGCUACGCUUGGACGACACUCUUGA